AUGACGAGCUCUACGGAACCAAGGCCAGAGGCUCCUCAGCCUACUGCUGAUAUAGAGAAGCAGCAAACUCUACAUCAAGAACAUUCCCACAUCAUGGAUGAGAAGCCAGUUGCUACGGCGGUUGACUACUCCGGAGCCGCAGCUAAGACUGAUCCGGAGGAGAUCAAGCUUGUGAGGAAACUAGACCUAUGGAUUAUGCCAACGCUUUGGUUAAUGUACUGGCUGAACUAUCUUGACCGCAACGCAAUCGCCCUUGCGCGGCUCAAUGGUCUUGAGAAGCAACUCGGCCUCACCAGCGUGCAGUACUCCACCUGCGUUUCUAUUCUCUUUGUCGGAUACAUCCUUGGGCAGAUUCCCAGCAAUAUGAUCCUUACGCGGGUGCGCCCAUCUUGGUACAUGGGCGGCUUUAUGAUGGCCUGGGCUGUUGUCAGUGCUUUAACGGCUAUUGUCAAGGACUACACAGGCCUCGUACUUACUCGGUUCUUUCUUGGUGUUGUUGAGGCCCCGUAUUACCCCGGAGCACUCUACAUUCUGUCGAUAUUCUACACAAGAAAGGAACUUGCGACGCGGAUUAGCGUUUUGUAUUCCGGCAACAUCUUAGCUACGGCAUUCGCAGGCUUGAUUGCUGCUGGCGUGUUUAACGGGAUGGAGGGCGCACGCGGCCUCGAGGGUUGGCGCUGGCUGUUCAUACUUCAAGGAGCAGUAACCUUUGCUGUUGCCAUGGUGGCUUGCUUCACUCUACCCGACGAGCCCCUUACUACACGCUGGCUCACUCCCGAACAGCGACAGCUUGCCCACGACAGAAUCGCGCGCGACACAGUCGGCAGCCGCUUACAGAGCAGCACUUGGGGUGGGCUCAAGGAAGCCUUCGCCGACCCGAAGGUGUGGGUUUUCAUCUACAUGCAGCACAUGCACCUCGCAACCAAUGGUUUCAAGAACUUCUUCCCGACCAUCGUAGAGACCCUCAAAUUCGACACCACUAUCACCCUGGUUCUGACCUGCCCUCCUUAUCUCAUCGCUGGCAUCUUGUCGAUUGCAUGGGCAUGGAGCUCUGGCAAGUACAACGAGCGGACUUGGCACAUCACUAUUUCGAAAGCCGUUGCACUGUGUGGGUUUGUUUUAGCUUGUGCUACAAUGAAUACGGGCGCACGAUACUUCGCUAUGGUGGUCUUCACUGUGGGAACAUAUGGAGUUAACAGCAUUCUGCUGGGUUGGGUGGGAAGUACAUGCGGCCAGACGAAAGAGAAGAAAGCUUCUGCAUUGGCUAUUGUUAAUACUAGUGCCAGUAUCAGCUUUAUCUGGACUCCGUAUCUGUGGCCUACCUCUGAUGCCCCAAGAUACGUCAUCCCGAUGGCUAGCAGUGCGGCGUUCUGUGUCGCAUGUGCUGCAGGUGCCUGGUUUAUGAAAUGGAUGCUUGUCAGGGAGAAUAGGAGAAUCCGGGCCAGUGAUCAAGAGGCUACGCUGUUCUACGCAUAUUAA
Molecule: messenger RNA, 1479 nt
Organism: Colletotrichum truncatum
Lineage: Eukaryota; Fungi; Ascomycota; Sordariomycetes; Glomerellales; Glomerellaceae
Product: major facilitator superfamily transporter
Biological process (GO): transmembrane transport
Cellular component (GO): membrane
Molecular function (GO): transmembrane transporter activity
Source: RefSeq, a predicted model, not a curated record